Pongo pygmaeus (Bornean orangutan) is the source of this 5392-nucleotide messenger RNA. It is a transcript of the gene RABGAP1, whose product is annotated as RAB GTPase activating protein 1. The record is from RefSeq and is a predicted model, not a curated record. Gene Ontology annotation, molecular function: small GTPase binding; GTPase activator activity. Gene Ontology annotation, biological process: regulation of GTPase activity. Lineage: Eukaryota; Metazoa; Chordata; Mammalia; Primates; Hominidae. The transcript is spliced from 26 exons. Bases 579 to 3788 code for a protein of 1069 amino acids.
AGGUCCCGGCUGAUCCAGGGCCCCAGGGGGGUUCCAUUUUGAGAGACCCCGCACCCCAGCCCGGCGCUCCGGCCGUCUCCGCACUUACAGACCCGGGGGAAGGCCGCCGUCAGGAUCCGGCACCGCCAGGAGCUCCGGCCCCUCGGGGCUCCGGGAAGGGGGAGGGGCAGGGAACCCGAGCCAAAGGGGGACCCAACGGAACCGGAAGGGCAGCCCUGGCCGGACAAAGACAACUUCCAGGUCCCAUGGUCCUCUCCGCCAAUCGGAAGGCUCGGAGGACAACAGGGGCCCCGAGAGGGAAUUUCUGCGUUGUGGGCGGGGCGCAGACGGAGGGCACUGUACUCUCGGCACUAGCUUCACUGCCUACUACCCCGAGGUGCCUCAGCUUGUAAGCGUCUGCGGCUCAGGCCCUGUGCGCCUCGCAGGGACCCGCUGCUCGGGACCCCCGUCUCAGCGGCUCUUCUGUAGCUGGGCCUAGACGGUGCGCUGCCUCCUUGGGCCUGAAGGGCUCCUCUGCACUUAAACUUUGGCAUUAAAAAAUAUUUAAUCAUUCAUGUGUUGAGACUCAUUCUUGAGUUAUGGAUGACAAGGCUUCUGUUGGAAAAAUCAGUGUCUCUUCAGACUCAGUGUCUACUCUUAAUAGUGAAGAUUUUGUCUUGGUUUCCAGGCAAGGAGAUGAGACACCGUCUACAAAUAAUGGAAGUGAUGAUGAGAAAACAGGACUCAAGAUUGUAGGGAAUGGGAGUGAACAGCAGCUGCAAAAAGAGCUAGCAGAUGUACUGAUGGAUCCUCCAAUGGACGACCAGCCAGGGGAAAAGGAGCUUGUGAAAAGGUCACAACUGGAUGGUGAAGGAGAUGGGCCUCUUUCUAAUCAGCUCUCCGCUUCAUCCACCAUUAACCCUGUGCCAUUAGUAGGGCUCCAAAAACCAGAGAUGAGCCUACCAGUGAAACCUGGACAAGGAGAUUCUGAAGCUUCAAGUCCUUUCACACCAGUGGCCGAUGAGGACAGCGUAGUUUUCAGUAAACUGACUUACUUAGGCUGUGCCUCGGUAAAUGCUCCCAGGAGUGAAGUGGAAGCCUUAAGGAUGAUGUCCAUUUUAAGAAGCCAGUGUCAGAUUUCACUAGAUGUUACCCUUUCAGUGCCAAACGUGUCUGAAGGAAUUGUGAGACUCUUAGAUCCUCAGACAAACACUGAAAUAGCAAACUACCCUAUCUACAAAAUCCUCUUCUGUGUCAGAGGGCAUGAUGGAACUCCUGAGAGUGACUGUUUUGCUUUCACUGAAAGUCAUUACAAUGCAGAGCUCUUCAGAAUACACGUCUUCCGGUGUGAAAUACAAGAAGCUGUAAGCCGGAUACUUUACAGUUUUGCCACUGCCUUCCGCCGUUCUGCCAAGCAGACCCCACUUUCAGCCACUGCUGCACCCCAGACUCCUGACAGUGACAUCUUUACCUUCUCUGUGUCUUUAGAAAUAAAAGAAGAUGAUGGUAAAGGUUAUUUUAGUGCAGUUCCCAAAGAUAAGGACAGACAAUGCUUUAAACUACGCCAAGGAAUUGAUAAGAAGAUUGUCAUCUAUGUGCAGCAAACAACUAAUAAAGAACUUGCCAUUGAAAGGUGUUUUGGUCUUCUCCUUAGUCCAGGAAAAGAUGUACGAAAUAGUGACAUGCACUUAUUAGAUUUGGAAUCUAUGGGCAAAAGUUCAGAUGGAAAGUCGUAUGUUAUUACAGGGAGCUGGAAUCCAAAAUCCCCACAUUUUCAAGUUGUAAAUGAAGAAACUCCUAAAGAUAAAGUCCUGUUUAUGACCACAGCUGUAGAUUUGGUAAUAACAGAAGUACAGGAGCCUGUUCGAUUUCUCCUGGAGACAAAAGUCCGCGUUUGCUCACCUAAUGAAAGAUUAUUCUGGCCCUUCAGCAAACGUAGUACUACUGAAAAUUUCUUUUUGAAACUAAAACAGAUAAAGCAAAAGGAGAGAAAGAAUAAUACUGACACUUUAUAUGAAGUUGUAUGCUUGGAAAGUGAAUCAGAAAGAGAGAGGAGGAAAACUACAGCCAGUCCUUCAGUUCGCCUGCCACAGUCUGGAUCGCAGAGUUCAGUGAUACCUUCUCCUCCAGAAGAUGAUGAAGAGGAAGAUAAUGAUGAACCUCUCCUGAGUGGAUCUGGUGAUGUAUCCAAAGAAUGUGCAGAAAAAAUUCUUGAAACAUGGGGAGAACUGUUGUCAAAAUGGCAUCUCAACUUGAAUGUGAGACCGAAGCAGUUGUCAUCCUUAGUAAGAAACGGUGUCCCUGAAGCUCUUCGAGGAGAAGUCUGGCAGCUGCUAGCAGGCUGUCAUAACAAUGACCACCUGGUAGAGAAAUACCGCAUUCUUAUCACAAAGGAGUCUCCCCAGGACAGUGCUAUCACCCGGGAUAUUAACCGAACAUUCCCAGCCCAUGACUACUUUAAGGACACAGGAGGAGAUGGACAAGAUUCCUUAUAUAAAAUAUGCAAGGCUUAUUCUGUGUAUGAUGAAGAGAUUGGUUAUUGCCAGGGCCAGUCAUUUCUUGCUGCUGUGCUCCUUCUCCAUAUGCCUGAAGAACAGGCAUUCAGUGUUCUGGUCAAGAUCAUGUUUGACUAUGGGCUCAGGGAACUUUUCAAGCAAAACUUUGAAGAUUUGCAUUGCAAAUUUUACCAGUUGGAGCGCCUCAUGCAGGAAUACAUUCCUGACCUGUACAACCACUUCCUGGAUAUAAGCCUUGAAGCGCACAUGUAUGCCUCCCAGUGGUUUCUUACUCUUUUCACUGCAAAAUUCCCUCUCUACAUGGUCUUCCAUAUCAUCGACCUGCUUUUAUGUGAGGGAAUAAGUGUUAUUUUUAAUGUCGCCCUUGGAUUAUUAAAGACUUCGAAAGAUGACCUGCUGUUGACAGACUUUGAAGGUGCCUUGAAAUUCUUUAGGGUUCAGCUUCCUAAGAGAUACCGCUCAGAAGAAAAUGCAAAAAAACUAAUGGAAUUAGCCUGCAACAUGAAGAUUAGUCAGAAGAAGUUGAAAAAAUACGAGAAAGAAUAUCACACCAUGAGAGAACAACAGGCCCAGCAAGAAGAUCCCAUCGAGCGAUUUGAGCGGGAGAAUAGGCGUCUACAAGAAGCUAACAUGAGGUUGGAACAGGAAAAUGAUGACUUAGCCCAUGAGCUGGUGACCAGCAAGAUUGCACUGCGGAAGGACCUGGAUAACGCUGAGGAAAAGGCAGAUGCUCUGAAUAAGGAGCUGCUGAUGACCAAACAGAAGUUGAUUGAUGCAGAAGAAGAGAAAAGACGGCUGGAAGAAGAGUCUGCUCAGUUAAAAGAAAUGUGCCGUCGGGAACUCGACAAGGCAGAAUCUGAGAUUAAAAAAAACAGUUCUAUCAUUGGUGACUAUAAGCAGAUUUGUUCUCAGUUGAGUGAAAGAUUGGAGAAGCAGCAGACAGCCAAUAAGGUGGAAAUUGAGAAAAUUCGGCAAAAAGUGGAUGACUGUGAGCGGUGCCGGGAAUUUUUCAACAAAGAAGGGCGUGUAAAAGGCAUAAGCUCAACCAAGGAGGUUUUAGAUGAGGACACGGAUGAAGAGAAAGAGACGCUCAAGAACCAGCUGAGAGAGAUGGAGCUAGAACUGGCACAGACCAAACUCCAGCUGGUGGAGGCCGAGUGUAAGAUACAGGACUUGGAGCACCAUUUAGGGCUUGCCCUCAAUGAGGUGCAGGCAGCCAAGAAGACGUGGUUUAACCGAACACUGAGCUCCAUAAAGACAGCAACCGGGGUUCAAGGGAAAGAGACUUGCUGAGAGCAGCUGCCGCCUCCCGACACCUUCAGAAAAUACGACACCUUUUGUUGCCUUCUUUGGCCAGAUGUGUGAUUCUGUGACUUGUCCCAGGACCAGAAUGUACCUAAGUCAGAUCCAUAGUCGCAUGUUGGUAGGUCACUGGACCAGAGCUCGUGAAGCAGGCAACCUCUGGGGUAAGACUACUGAUACUAAUAGGCCUGCUAGCUCAGCCGACGCUCUGGGCACUCUAGAAAUCACUCCUCAGUGUGACCUCCCAGGCCUCUUCCCCGUGUACGUCAACACCUCACCCAGCCUGAAGGCUGAGUUUACAUGAUCAGAGUUAGGGGAUCCUUCAGUCUGUUGAUUUUUUUUCUAAACCUUUUUUUUUUUAAUAUAUAUAUAUUGUGGGGGUGGGGCAAGGGAUCAGAAAUUCAAAUAAUUCUUUUCUGCUUCAAUGCCAGCAGAAGGUCCCCCAGGUAGACAUGGAGAAGCACUUUGUUUUAAAUAGGAGGGUUUCAUAGUUGCAUCUGAAGCCACCUGGUUCUGUUAAACUGUAUCAUGUGCAGGUUUUGGGUUUGGCAUUAUUCAUGUUUCUGAUCAAUUCUAUGCAACUCUCAUAGUUCCUGUUACUUUUUAGCAUUAGCUGCCAAAUGACUUCAAAAGGCUGGGGUGGGUGACUUGACUGUGAGACUGGAUUAUAACAUGGACAAAUCUUAUUUUGCUUAAUGUGUUGUGUGUGUGUGUGUGUGUAUGUAUAUAUAUAAAUAUCUUUCCCAAUAUGCCCCCUUGACAGUGUUUAAAUACCAGACUAGGACUGCUGAUCUGCACAAUUUAAUUAUGUGGUUAUUUGAGCACUUAAUUUCACUCAAGGUUCAUUGGGCUCUGCUCUCCUCCCUGCCAUUACGGGAGCUGUGGACAGAGCUCUCUCACUUCAAGAUUCCUAGUGUUUUUGCACAACAGGUUGUCCAAGUGAGAAAGACUGAGUUGCGUGUCUGUAAAUGUCUGCACAGGGUGCACAUGCUGCGAGGUCUCCAUCCUCCAGGCCUGUCCCUCCCAGAUGGGCUGGGCCUUUGGGCCCUCCUCAGAGUAUGCCUGGGUGCAAACCUCACUGUUCAGAUGGGCUGUUUAAGUUCUCACUUCAAAGCUAUGGAAUGGAGAUUUUAGCACCUUUAAAAAAAAAAAAAAAAAACUUUGACUUUUAAUUUAUAUAGUGAUAUGCUGACAGGCUGACACGCAGAUAGUUUUGUCCUCUUUUCUGCGUUCAGUGUUGAGGUGGCUGCUUACAAGAGGCACUGGUUUUGUAUAUAAAGACACUCGGGUUGUUUUGUAGCUCUUUUUCUUAUUGGCUGUACUAACGCUUGCUGAGGUUAUCUGUAAUAAGGGAGGUAACAAGUGGCAACCCCCUCCCCACCAACCAUCCCCUUUGCUGCUUUCUGUGUCUUUCUUGUUCAGUUACCAAACUAGCUGUAAGCCUAUCUAAUGCUAGGUGUGUGGACAUUGUGCUAAGGUAGUUUCAGUGUGUCAACUUUAUGAAUUGAAAUAUAAACCAGUAAAAUUGUAUUACUGUUUCUUUUGUUGGUUUUAUUUUAACAGCAUAUUGAUUAAAUAUUUUGGUACAAACAGCA